This is a messenger RNA of Corylus avellana, 1359 nucleotides long. NCBI's taxonomy places the organism in Eukaryota, Viridiplantae, Streptophyta, Magnoliopsida, Fagales, Betulaceae. The record is from RefSeq and is a predicted model, not a curated record.
AUGAAUCCUGCUAAAGAGUUAUUGAAUACGUCGUUGCUUCUCUCCCUACUCGUUUUCCGAUUUUGCAUUUCCCUUGACACCAUUUCCCCGAACCAGCCCCUUAAAGACGGUGACAUCCUGGUUUCCAAAGGAGAAACUUUUGCACUUGGGUUUUUCAGCCCCGGAAACUCUAGCCGCCGCUACAUCGGAAUAUGGUAUCACAAUCACAAAGUUCCUCAACAAACCGUCGUGUGGGUAGCAAACAGAGACAGCCCUCUCAGUGACACCUCCGGAGUCCUCUCCAUCAACGGCCAUGGAAACCUCGUCCUUAAGAGCAAAAACCGAAGCACCCCUAUCUGGUCUACAAACGCUUCAGUCUCAUCCACAAACAAUUCUAUGGCUCAGCUCUUGGAUUCUGGAAAUCUUGUUUUGGUUCUACCAGACAACCAAAGGGUCACGUGGCAGAGCUUCGACUAUCCCACCAAUACUCUGCUUGCAUCCAUGAAACUCGGCCUAGACAGGCGAACAGGGUUGAACCGUUCUCUAACAUCUUGGAAGUCCGAAGAUGACCCGGGAACCGGUACCUGCUCAUAUGGGAUUAACCCAAAUGGGUACCCACAAUUGUUCUUGUACAAGGGUGGAACUCCCUUGUGGCGGGGCGGAUCUUGGACCGGCCGAAGAUGGAGCGGUGCACCCAACACGCUACCUAAUUUAACCAAUCUUAGUUUUGUGGACAAUCAAGAUGAGGUCACUGCCAUGUACGGCGCCACUGAUCCCACAGUUUUCACAAGAGUUGUGUUGGAUGAAUCAGGAACCCUUCACCGGCUCACAUGGAACGGUAAUAAAUGGGUCGAAUUUUGGUCCUUCCCGGGAGAAUGUGAUACGUACAGAGAGUGCGGUCCAAGUAGUAACUGCAAUCCAUAUGAACCCGACAAUUUCCGGUGCACAUGCUUACCCGGACUCGAACCCAACUCAACCCGUGAUUGGAACAUGAGAGUUGGGUCGGGCGGGUGCUCGAGGAAGCAAGGAGCAUCCAUGUGCCGAAACGGUGAAGGGUUUGUGAAGCUGGUACGUGUGAAGGUGCCAGAUACUUCUGUGGCACGUGUGGACAUGAGUUUGAGUUUGAAGGAAUGUGAGCAAGAGUGCUUGAGGAACUGUUCUUGUACGGCAUACAGCAGUGCAGAUGAGACAAGGGGAGGGAUUGGGUGCUUGUCAUGGCACGGGGACUUGGUGGACAUCAGAACAUUUGCCAAUGCAGGACAAGAUUUGUAUAUACGUGUGGACGCAGUUGUACUAGGUAUUCUUCUUUACUAUGUUUUUUUAUUUGGAAGAUGUUAUUUUAGAAAACAGUUAUGUGCAAUUACCUUCUCAGAUUUAUGA